Molecule: messenger RNA, 3882 nt
Organism: Sphaeramia orbicularis (orbiculate cardinalfish)
Lineage: Eukaryota; Metazoa; Chordata; Actinopteri; Kurtiformes; Apogonidae
Product: integrin alpha-V-like
Biological process (GO): cell-matrix adhesion; angiogenesis; cell-cell adhesion
Cellular component (GO): external side of plasma membrane; integrin complex
Molecular function (GO): integrin binding
Source: RefSeq, a predicted model, not a curated record
UGCGAUGACACACUUCCACACACUCACAUACACAUACACACACCGUCACGGCCUCUCCCUGGCUAGUUACCGUGUUUCUACUGUUUCUGUCGGUUAAAACAGCUAAACCAGACCGGACCGGGACCGUAACAGCCGACAGUUUCCGUUACAAACCGCGGAAAUGUCGUUAAUGUAACAGUUACAUGACUGCGUGUUGCGUUUAGGGCUCCGGAGGAGAGCGUCUGUAAGGCAGUCUGAGAUUUUAAACGGGCUUGAGGACGCGCUGUCGGCGGAUACAUCGUUGAGGACUGUCCCGGACGCUAGCUAACCGAGUGUCAUCCUCUCCCUCGUCGGUGUUUUCAUCCCCAGUUGUCCCGCGGUGGUCUUCACCCCUUCACCCCGGCAGCCAUGGCAGGAGGACGGACAGUUUUCGGUUUGCUAGCGCUGCUCUGUUUUGACUUCCACCCCUGCGGCUCAUUCAACCUGGACGUGGACAAACCCUCCGUGUUCUCCGGACCGGACGGAAGCUACUUCGGCUUCUCGGUGGACUUCUUCCAGCCUCCAAACAAACAAAAGUCGGAUGUUCUGGUUGGCGCUCCUCGGGCCAACACAUCGGAACCCAGCAACGUUGUGGAGAGAGGGGCUGUGUACAGUUGCCCCUGGAGGAGCAGCAGGUGUCAGCAGCUGGUGUUUGACAACUCAGAUGACAGGAUCAAUGCAGAUGAUGUACCAAUGGAGUUUAAGUCCAAACAGUGGUUUGGAGCUUCAGUCCGAUCUCAUGGAGAACACAUCCUGGCCUGUGCUCCUCUGUACCAGUGGUCGACCUUUGGUGUCUCUGAGCGAGAGCCAGUCGGAACGUGUUACCUGAAGAAAGGAGGCACCGUGGUCGAGUAUUCACCCUGCAGAACACGUGCCAACUCACCUGAAGGACAGGGGUUCUGCCAGGCUGGCUUCAGUGCAGACUUCCUUAAGACGAACAACAGAGUGGUAGUGGGAGGACCUGGCAGCUUCUACUGGCAGGGCCAGCUGAUUUCCGAUGACAUAUCAGAGAUUUUUAACCGGUUCAGCAGAGAUUACAUCACGCCGUAUGGAAACACCCUCACCACCAAGUCAGCCAGCGCUCAGUACGACGACAGUUACCUAGGAUACUCCGUGACAGUCGGAGACUUCAAUGACGAUGGGAAGGACGAUUAUGUGACCGGGGUACCCAGAGGGGACAAAGCAAUGGGAUAUGUGAAUAUCUUCAACGGCCUCAACAUGGAGUCCAUGGUCAACUUCACAGGACCGCAGAUGGCUGCCUACUUUGGACACUCUGUAGCUGCCACUGACGUUAACAACGAUGGUUUGAUAGAUCUGUUGGUCGGUGCACCUCUUUUCAUGGACAGAGGAUCAGACGGCAAACUGAGGGAGGUGGGACAGGUGUCCGUGUUCCUGGGUCGAGGUGGGUUUUCGUUUCAUCCAUCCCAGAUGCUGACAGGGACGGAGGUCUACGCUAGAUAUGGCUCUGCCAUCGCAGCGCUUGGAGACCUGGACAUGGACGGCUUCAACGAUGUGGCCAUCUCUGCCCCGUACGGAGGUCCCGACCACCAUGGCUUAGUCUACAUCCACAAUGGCCGCCCCCGGGGGCCUGACCCUUCAGCCUCCCAGGUCCUGCAGGGUAAAUGGGCAUCCAGCUACAUGCCCGCUAGCUUUGGAUACUCCAUGACAGGAAAUACUGACAUAGACCAGAACGGAUACCCAGAUUUAAUAGUGGGAGCUUUCGGAGCAGACAAAGCUGUUUUAUACAGAGCCCGUCCAGUAAUUGGUGUGAAUGCAACGUUAGACAUGACACCUCAGAUCAUCAACCCCGAAGAAAAGACCUGCACAAUCCCUAGUACCAGCACACAGGUGUCCUGUUUUAAGGUGAAGUACUGCCUGAAGGCUAGUGGCCGAGGGGCUCCCGAUACUCUCACAUUCCGCGUGGACCUCAUCUUGGACCGUCUGAAGCAGAAGGAGGCGACUAAACGCGUCCUCUUCCUGCACAGUCGGACCUUUCAGUAUUCUAAGAACAUGACGGUGUCGAACGGCAGAGGUCCGACCUGUGAGGAGCAGCCCGUCUUUCUGAGAGACGACCGAGAGUUUCGGGAUAAGAUCACCCCCAUCUCCGUGGUGAUGGAGUACAGUCUGGACUACCAGCAGGCUGCGGACCAGAGCGGACUGUUGCCCAUCCUGGACAUGUCCGCCCCAUCCAACAUCACCAAGCAGGCUCACAUCCUGUUGGACUGUGGAGAUGACAACAUCUGUAAGCCGGACCUGAGGUUGUCAGUGAAGAGUGAUCGACAGCAGAUCUACAUUGGCGAUGAUAAUGCUCUGACGCUGGAGGUCAGUGCUGAGAACCAGGGAGAGGGGGCUUACGAGGCCGAACUCCACGUCUACCCUCCUCAGCAGGCUGACUUCACCGGAGUGGUCCGCAGUCAGACCCUCACCAGGCUGUCCUGUGCUUACAAAAAAGAAAACCAAACCAAGAUGGUGGUGUGUGAUCUGGGAAACCCCAUGAAGGGAGGAACCAAGGUGUUGGCGGAGUUGCGGUUCAGUGUUCACCAGCUGUCGGAGGAGGACACUUCAGUCAACUUUGAACUGCAGAUCGUCAGCUCUAACCAGUUCGACAACACCAGUCCUCGGGUCUCCACCACCACCAAGCUCGCUGUGCUCACUAAAGUUUCCAUAAGAGGAACGUCGUCUCCUGGACAAGUGCUGCUUCCUAUUGCAAACUGGAAACCUAGAGAACCUCCAGUGGUUGGAGAUGAUAUCGGACCACAAAUAUUGCUUGUCUAUGAGCUCCUGAACAACGGGCCCAGUACCUUCAGUAAAGCGGCUCUGGAGGUGAAGUGGCCGUACCACUAUAGGAACGGCUCCCUGCUCUACAUCACCAGCUACGACACCGAGGGACCCAUCAACUGCACCACCGACAUGGAGAUCAACCCACUCAACGUUUCUAACCCAGUGACACCAGAGAAGAACAACACCCUGGUUCCAUCCAGAGAUAGAGAGACUGAAGGACGAAACCGAAACCAUGUGCGAAAAAGAGACCUGGAGUCUCGAGACGCACAGAGUGACCUGCAGACACUGGACUGCAGCACAGCAGAGUGUCUGCGGAUGAAAUGUCUGGUCGGUCGAUUGGAGAAGGGGAAGAACGCCAUCCUCUUUGUUUACUCCAGACUGGCUGUGAACAACUUCCUCAGGGUUGAGAAUCAGAAUCGGUCUUAUGUGGUUCAGUCGACGGCUUCCUUCAGCGUCAUAGAGAUUCCAUACAAGAAGCUGGAGUUUGACCUGCCGUCGAAUAGUACAACUGUGAGUGUGUCGGUGCUGUGGGUGGCAGAUGCCCCUCAGCCAGUGCCUGGGUGGGUGGUGGCUGCUGUCCUGGCAGGACUGCUGCUGCUGGCUCUGCUCAUCUUCAUCAUGUACAAGUUGGGCUUCUUCAAGCGGGUCCGUCCCCCACAGGAGGACUGUGCCGAGAAGGAGCAGCUCCAGCCGGAGGAGAACGGCAACACUGACGCCUAGAGGAGACUCUGAGCACCCCUAACCCACCUCCCACCCCCAACCUGCCUGUAUACAAUGGACGUUCAGGAGAGAGAAUUUCAGGUAAAGUUCCUUCGGAGAGAGAAUAAUGAAUUUCACUGUAUUCACUGUUAAAACGGCCGAUAAUGGUACUGGUCAAGUGUUCUGUUUUUCUUGUUUUACUACAUAUGCUGUGUUAGCGCCAAACGCAAAGCUCACACUCACAGGUGCAACACUCAUAGCUUUAGUCCAGGGGUGUCAAACUCAUUUUCUGUCAGGGGCCACAUUCAGCCCGAUAUGAUCUCAAAUGGGUCAAACCAGUAAAAUAAUAGCAUUAUAGCCUAUAAAUAAUGACAACUUUGUUUU